Myxocyprinus asiaticus (Chinese sucker) is the source of this 6583-nucleotide messenger RNA. Its product is annotated as DNA-binding protein SATB1-like. NCBI's taxonomy places the organism in Eukaryota, Metazoa, Chordata, Actinopteri, Cypriniformes, Catostomidae. The coding region runs from base 801 to 3302 and encodes 833 amino acids. The transcript is spliced from 13 exons. The record is from RefSeq and is a predicted model, not a curated record. Gene Ontology annotation, molecular function: RNA polymerase II cis-regulatory region sequence-specific DNA binding; DNA-binding transcription factor activity, RNA polymerase II-specific. Gene Ontology annotation, biological process: regulation of transcription by RNA polymerase II; chromatin remodeling.
AGAGAGAGAGAGAGAGAGAGAGAGCUAACAGAACAGAAGGGAAACAGAAAGAAAAGGACCGAACGCGAAUUGUUUGAAUGGAACAAAUGGAACCAGCGCGAGAUACAAUGUAGCGCUGAUUAAAGGCAGGAAUGCGCGGAAUGCUUUGAUGUUGCGUUCGACGUUCGAAAGUGUAUCGCGGACUUUUAAAGCUGUUUCGGGCAUCCGCAUAUCGGCUUGAGAUGAGAAGGCAGAUCGCCGUGGCUUCGGUGCUGUUGUUUGGACAGAUGAGUGGCUAUUUAUGUGCGUUUUGUUUUCACAUAGGCUCGUUGUGUUGAAGCAGAAUGGGAUAUGUCUGGAACGCGGACGGUUACUUUUAUUUUUGACGAUUAUUUUGAGCACAGAACGGACGAUCGUCCCGGUGGAUGUACCUCCGUGGUCGCCAAUAAACUCUAUUGAACUCUAUAGACUUUUUGGAGGUCGGUGCAAAAAAUGUUCAAUUCAUGCAUCUACAUUUUUCUUUAGAUUUCUUAAAGUAAUAAAAUAGGCAUUGCUGUUCAUAGAGAGUUCUAAGUUUAUUAUAUGCUGAAAUGAAUGACUCAAUAUAUAACGACUUGCUGUGGAUAUGGAAGUUUCGUAUGCUUUAGAAUAGAAUAGUUGUCAUUUUUUCAUCACUGGAGGAGUGUUGACACAAGACUGAUAUUGGAGUGAAUCAAAGUGAAGUUUUACCUCCUCCUGCCAAAACUUGAAAGCGCUGUUCAUCUAGAACUCCUUAUUUACACGUCUUAAAGUGGUGACCGUGAGUAGUGGCGCUGAGAACCAUGGAGCAUCUCAGUGAGUCAUGCCUGGGGAAGGAGAACUGUGAGAUGGUCAAUAAUAUGAACGACACCAAGGCCCCUCCAGCCAAGCUGGCCCGCCUGGAACAGAACGGAAGCCCGCUGGGAAGGUCUCGACUAGGCAGCACUGGAGCUAAACUCUCCGGAGUGCCCUUCAAACCUGCAGGACAUCACCUGAAGACAUGCCACAAGAGGGGUAACAUGCUGCCUGUGUUUUGCAUAGUGGAGCAUUACGAGAGCCCCAUCGAGUUCGACAGCAAAGAGGAACAUGCUGAAUUCGUGCUGGUCCGAAAGGACAUGCUUUUUAAUCAGUUGAUCGAGAUGGCCCUACUCUCGCUGGGUUACUCGCACAGUUCUGCUGCACAGGCUAAAGGUUUGAUUCAGGUGGGCAAGUGGAACCCCGUGCCUCUCUCCUAUGUGACGGAUGCGCCCGACGCCACAGUGGCAGACAUGUUACAGGAUGUGUACCAUGUGGUCACGCUGAAAAUCCAGCUUCACAGUUGUCCUAAACUGGAAGAUCUUCCGCCAGAGCAGUGGACCCACUCUACAGUAAGAAAUGCCCUCAAGGAGUUACUCAAAGACAUGAACCAGAGCUCUCUGGCUAAAGAAUGUCCUUUAUCACAGAGUAUGAUUUCUUCAAUUGUUAACAGCACUUACUAUGCAAAUGUUUCUGCGGCGAAGUGUCAAGAAUUUGGACGCUGGUAUAAACAUUUCAAGAAGACAAAAGACAUGAUAGUUGUGCGCCAGCCCUCCCAGCUGGAGGGAUACCUGGGGUCGUGUGUCCUGCACGACAGUCCACGUGCCACCACAUUAGCCGAGAUGGACGGCCUCUCCGAUCUUUCUCCACCCGGAACCAACCACCUCAGCUUCAGCCAGCAGCCCAUUCCGGGCAGCACCGCGGAGCAGCCCCCGUCCCCGGUUCCCCUGUCCCACAGCAGUCAGGCCCCUGGAAGGGCCCAGCUCCCCGGUCUCCAUCCCGGCCUGGUGUCCACGCCUAUCAGCCCUCAACUGGUGAACCAGCAGAUCGUCAUGGCUCAGAUCCUUAACCAGCAGUAUGCCGUUAACCGCCUCCUUGCUCAACAGUCGCUGAGUCAGCAGUACCUAAACCACCCGCCUGUCAACCGUGCGCUCAACAAACCGCUUGACGCGCAGGUGUCCACCAACUCCGAGGUCUCCUCUGAGAUCUACCAGUGGGUGAGGGACGAGCUGAAGAGGGCGGGCAUCUCGCAGGCAGUAUUUGCCCGGGUCGCCUUCAACAGGACGCAGGGUCUUCUGUCUGAGAUUCUCAGAAAAGAGGAAGACCCCAAGACAGCGUCUCAGUCUCUCCUUGUCAACCUACGAGCGAUGCAGAACUUCCUGCAGCUUCCGGAGGUGGAGCGAGAUCGCAUCUACCAGGACGAGAGGGAGCGUAGCUUGACCGCGGCCUCUGCAAUGGGGCCCGCGCCCCUCAUUAGCACCCCUCCCAGUCGCCCUGUCCAGCCCAGAAGAGAAGAGUGUAACAAUGUGAGACCAGAGGACUGGAAUCCAAGAAUUCCAGUGGGCAUCUCACCUGUGAAGCCCAGCCCUCUGUCCUCUGAGUGGAACGGGAAGUCUGAGAACUGUGUGUUAAACAUCAACUCGUCCAUCUAUGAUGAAAUCCAGCAGGAGAUGAAGAGAGCCAAAGUGUCCCAGGCCAUGUUUGCCAAGGUCGCUGCAUCAAAGAGCCAGGGCUGGCUUUGUGAACUCCUGCGCUGGAAGGAAGACCCGUCCCCGGAGAACCGCACACUCUGGGAGAACCUUUCUAUGAUCCGCCGGUUUCUCAGUCUGUCCCAAUCAGAACGGGACGCCAUAUACGAGCAGGAGAGCAACGGAGGACAGCAGCAUCACACUGACAGACCCGCUCACAUGCUGCACAUGCCCACAGACCCCCUACAGGCUCAUCAACAGCCGUCCUCUCAACUCCAGGUGCCCCUGCCCUUGCCGCACCCCUCCCAGCCGCCUCUGUCCCAGCAGCCCUUACAUCAGCAACAACAGCAGCAGAUGGGACCGCGACUCCCCCCGCGACAGCCCUCUACGGCUUCACCCGCCGAGUCUGAGGAUGACAACCGCUGCAAGAGUCGCCAGGGCAACCGCAUCUCCAUGGAAGCGCUGGGCAUCCUGCAGAGCUUCAUCCAGGACGUGGGGCUUUAUCCGGAUGAGGAGGCCAUCCACACCCUCUCGGCCCAGCUGGACCUGCCCAAACACACCAUCAUCAAGUUCUUCCAAAACCAGCGCUUCUAUAUCAAUCACGCCGGCAAGCUGAAAGAAGGACCCAUCGGGUUCCCCUCCAACAACAACAACAACAAAGACGAGGGCCUGACAGACUUGAACGAGGGCGGGUUGUUAACGGAGCUCGACGAUAGCAUCCAGACCAACAGCACAAUGUUCUCCAUCAAAAUCGAAGAGCACCUGGCGUCCGAAACGCACGUCCAGGGCCAGGCCCAAACUGAGCAGGAGGCUAAAGAGUGAUGGUGGCCUCGCUUACCUCUUUGUUUGCAUUGAAAUUUUAUUCUCAUACCUCUCACGUUCUCGCUAUCUGUGUUCCAUGGGCGAAACUGUAAGACUUUUAAAGUAAGACUGAAUAAUGCAGAGGUAAUUAACUUUCACAGUUUUGUAAAGUGUGUAUGAUUUCACUGUAAAGACUCAUGCAUUAUUUCAAUAAUCUGCACAACUAAACAAAAUCUUAAAAAAAAAAAAAAAACUCUUAAAGGGAUAGUACACCCAAAAAUGAAUUCUGUCAUUAUUUACUCACCCUCAUGUUGUUCCAAACCAGUAUGACUUUCUUACUCACAUGGAACAAAGAAGGUUAAUUUCUGAAGAAUAUCUUGGGCCCCAGUCACCAUUUAUUUCCAUAUAAUGAAAGUGAAUGGAGAAUGAGGCUGUCAAGCUCUAACAUGAUAAAAACUUAAUAUGUAUAAAGAAAUUAAAAAAAAGAGAUUUUCUGUGUUGAACGACAUUAAUUUGGGUUUGUUUGUCAUAAAAAGCUAUCAAAUGGCUUCAGAAGACUUGAAAUAGAGUGCAUGAGUCAUAUGGGCUACUUUUAUUAUACAUUUAUGGAGCUUUUGUUAUUGUUUCAAAGCUUUACAGCCCCAGUCCUCAUUCACUUUCAUUAUGCACUGCAAACAUUAUUGUCUUACUCAGUAUUUUGUCUUACGUUUUCCAGUGAAAGAACCUAUACAUCCUGAAAGCAAAAUGGCACAAGAUAUUAGGACUUGUUUUCAGAGUAAUCUGACCAAAUUUGGUGCAGUUCAUGCUUAACACAAGUAAUAACCAUUUGCCAAUGGGGUAAGAAAAAUGAAAGGAAAGGAAAGCAAGCUUUUUUUUUCUUACCCCAUUGGUGAAUAUUUUUUUGUAUCUUGUUAUAAACCUGUCAAAAUUUAGUUUGAUUUCUCUGAAAAUAAGAGUCAAUACAUCAUUUUGCAAAUCAAGUAAAAGUAUCUUGUUUUAAGUAUGUUUAGGUAUCUUUACAUACUGACAAGAAAGUGAUUUUUUACAGUGUAUGGCCUGAGUGGCCGGGAUAUUUAUAUUAAAAAAAAAAUCAUAUUUUUGUUGCACGGAAGAAAAAAAGUAACAUGGGUUCGGAAAAACAUGAGUGUUAGUAAAUAAUUACAGAAUUUUCAUUGACUGGGUGAACUAUUUCUUUAAGUCAACAGUAUGUUGCUGUGGAUAUUUGCCGACUGCCCUUGUUGUCUGUUUUUACACUGAUUUCGAACUACUGAUUUUAAAAAAGGAAAAGUCAACGGAGUUUGAUAGACUUUGAUGUUUACGUAUGUGAUGUUAACUGGAUUUUUUUUAAAUGCAUGAUAUUGGAGAAAAGGGGUAGACAAAGGCCUUAAUGAUGAGGUACUGGGUCGAAGCACUGCUGGCUGAUGAGUUAUUUUCUUUGAAAUAAAAAGAAGAAUCGCUCCGUCUCUGAAUCCUUUUGACCUGCAGGUGAACCGGGGAAAACGGCUCAAUCUUAUUAUUUGGUUUGAAGAAAUAUAUAUAUAUAUAUAUAUAUAUAUAUAUAUAUAUAUAUAUAUAUAUAUAUAUAUAUAUAUAUACAGACAUAUAUAUUAAUUGUAAAAAAAAAAAAAAAAAGAUAUAUAUACAGUCUUAAACUAUGCCAACAAAUGCCUUGUACUAUAUACUGUAUGGCACUGCCGAUGUUAGAUUAUUUAGCAAAACUUUGGUCACUGUAAAAUUCUGGAUUUCCACAGUUUGAAAUGUGAAUCACAACCUCGUUUUCAGCAUCGUUUCGGCAUCGUUCGGCAUUAUUUAUUUUUUGGUUCAUGCCGUGUUCUGAUGUAAUUACGUUUUCCGAACAUUUUACCGCCACCUGAUGCUUUUCGUUUUACUGAUCUUUUUCUAUUUAUAAAGGUAAUUUUGAUGGGCAGUAAAAUCAGAAAGUGUCUUAAGCGUUUUAAAUUGAAAAUGUGCUUUAACAGUUGCCUAAAAAAGUGCUGUAUGUCGAGCAACUCAAGCGAGCUUCACAAUUAAUGUUGUAUGCAAUUUUUACUAUCAUGCAAAUAAGCUUAGGUAAAACGACUAACCUAUAGAUCACCUUAGAGAUGAAAACAUAUGCAAUUGGUGUGAAAUUGAUGUUUUCAGUGUGUCUUCCUUUGGUUAAUGAUCCAAUUCAAAGCUAUUCCUGUAUAAAUAUGAUGUAUAAAAAAAGUGUUUCUUUUUUAUGAGUUUAUUGCAAUGAGAACACCAGUUAUUUUGUUACGACUGACUGUUUUAUAAGUGUUUCUCUGUUUCUUUAUGCAGAAAUGUUCUAACUAGGAGUGGUUGCUGAUCGUUAAUGACACAAUUAAACCGUUUGUAUUGUACUUCUGAAUCUUUGCGUUAAUGUGACGAUGCAUUAAAGAUAUCCACAGCACAGGCUGAAUUUAAAAAGCUAGCAGAGACGUUCUUGUUGGUCUUUCCAGUAUUAUAUAAGGAAUACCCUCCUGGGGGGGCGGGGCUGGAUAAAGUCAUAUUAAAGGUGUGUUUGAGGGUAAAUAGAUGGCAGGUGUUAAGUCUUUGUUAAUGAGAUGAUCUGCAGGGAUUGGAGGUGUAAAGCUGUGAAGGUGUGUUGACUUCUCAGUGAACUCCAGGUGAAGAGCUGCAUAUGGAAAACUACUUUGCAGAUAUGGAGAACCAUCCACAUGGAGGUAAAACAUCAGUGACCUCUAUGUAACCACAGAUUCCUUUUUCCCUUAAAACAUAAGCCCCAAAACAUCACAAAUGUUUUGUUGUAUUUGCAGACAUUUUUAGGGAUGAUUAAUUAAAAGAUCAUGAUAUAUUCUUUCAAGUGCAAAAAAUUACUGCUGACUUGAAGAGGAGGAUAUAAGCAAGAUUUUUUAAAAUGCAAAUCAAGUAUCGCUCUAAACUGUUCAAUAUACAGUACUUUUGUGCAUAUAUAUUUAUAUGUAUAAUGAAAAGCCAUUGCUUUGACAAAACAAAUGAAACAAACUUUGUAUAUGCAUAUUCAUGAGGCAGGAGAGAGGAUACAUGCAAGUUUGUACAUAACUGUAAUAUAUAUGAAAGCGAAAAUGCAUAACUACAGGUCUGCAGAUUGUUUGCUACAUUUUUUUCUUGUCAAACAGACAGCAAUUUAGACACAGGCAUUAUUGCAAAUGGGGGCCUAACUUGGAAGGUUUUUGUUUAUUUUCGUUUUUGACGUUUAAUAUUUUAAUGUGUACACUAACAGGUAUCACAGUUUCAUGAAAAUGUUAAAUAAAGUUCCUUGUACCAUGGAGGCCCCUGACUGAAAUGUAUUCCAAUGA